Molecule: messenger RNA, 702 nt
Organism: Mesitornis unicolor (brown roatelo)
Lineage: Eukaryota; Metazoa; Chordata; Aves; Mesitornithiformes; Mesitornithidae
Product: olfactory receptor 14C36-like
Exons: 3
Biological process (GO): G protein-coupled receptor signaling pathway
Cellular component (GO): membrane
Molecular function (GO): G protein-coupled receptor activity
Source: RefSeq, a predicted model, not a curated record
AUGGACACAGUGAAUUCCCAGAAGCAAAUGUCCAACAGCAGCUCCAUCUCCCAGUUCCUCCUUCUGCCAUUUGCAGACACACAGGAGCUGCAGCUCUUGCACUUCUGGCUCUUUCUGGCCAUCUCUCUGGCUGCCCUCCUGGGAAACAGUCUCAUCAUCACUGUCAUAGACUGGAACCACCACCUCCAUACGCCAAUGUACUCCUUCCUGCUCAACCUCUCCCUUCUCAACCUGGAAACCAUCUCCAUCACGUUCCCCAAAGCCAUGACCAAUUCUUUCUGGGACACCAAGGAAAUCUCCUACAUGGGCUGUACUGCUCAGGUCUCUCUGUAUGUCUUUUUUAUUUCAUCAGAACAUUAUCUUCUCACUGUCAUGGCUUGUGACCGCUACGUUGCCAUCUGCAAACCCCUGCACUACAGGAACCUCCUGGGCAUCAGAGCUUUUGUCCACAUGGCAGCAGCUGCCUGGGACAGGAAGUUGGGCUUCUUGUGCACUGUCACAUUUCCUCACCUGAAGCCCCACUCCUUCUCAUCCCCAUCUCUGGAUGUGGUGGUGGCAGUGCUGUACUUGGUGGUGCCUCCAGCAGUGAUCCUCCUCUUCUACAGCCUGAGGAAUCAGGAGCUUAACUAUGCACUGAAGAAGCUGAUUCAAUCAGUAUUCUUUCAACAGCAGUCCUAUGUCUUUGCACAAGAGAUUUCCAGU